Acanthochromis polyacanthus (spiny chromis) is the source of this 2888-nucleotide messenger RNA. Its product is annotated as toll-like receptor 5. Gene Ontology annotation, molecular function: transmembrane signaling receptor activity. Gene Ontology annotation, cellular component: membrane. The record is from RefSeq and is a predicted model, not a curated record. Lineage: Eukaryota; Metazoa; Chordata; Actinopteri; Pomacentridae. Gene Ontology annotation, biological process: inflammatory response; toll-like receptor signaling pathway; immune response. Bases 320 to 688 code for a protein of 122 amino acids. The transcript is spliced from 2 exons.
GAUUCUUCUCAUCUGUUUAACCUUUACUAAACACUAUCCCAGAAUAUUUCUUUCUACCUAUCAUUUCUCUGAUAUUGGUUUGCCUUUGGACAGAGCGUUUUUCCUUAAUGCUAAGCUAAUUCUCUGCUAGCAACAUAUUCACAGUAAACAAACAACAAACAGGAAACUCAUGUCGUCUCCUUACAGGCUUUCUGAUCACAUUUGAAGCAGAUGGAGGGUUGGAUUGGACGUUUUGUGGUCCUCCUUUAGAGGAAUAUUCUUCACAGUAUGCUAAUGUAGCUCACACCGUGGCCAUAAUGACCCUCUGAUUGUAAAACGAAUGAAGUCUUCUCAGAACAAUGUGACUCUUUCAGAUGGCUGGUGUUUGGAGGCGUUCAGUCUGGCUCAGGGCCGGAUGCUGGAGGAGCUGAAGAACAUCCUGAUCAUGGUGGUGGUUGGGAAGGUCACCCACUACCAGCUGAUGAAGGUCAACGCCAUCAGAGCGUUUGUGAAGAGGAGGGAGUACCUGGUCUGGCCGGAGGACCCUCAGGACCUGGACUGGUUUUAUGAGCGACUCGUCUCACAGAUACUCAAAGACAUCAAGGUGAAAGAGUUUGUGGAGGACAAGCCUGAGCCUGCAGAGCCGGAGAUAGAACUAGGUGUUGAAGACGGGAUCGAGCUGGAAGACAUGGCAGCGGUCGCCAUGUAGACGCUUCCUGUGUUUAAACAACCUGAAAUCAGGAGUAAAAGGAAGAGGUUGACUCGUUUAGCAGAUGUGAAGAUAGUUUUUGAAACAGUGCAGACAAAUAACGGUGAAAUGGUGAAGAAAUGGCAUGAAGGGACAUUUUAUAAUCCUUUUUAAAUUUAGACAGAAUAGCAGCAGUUAUUAUAAUUAGAAAGUGUUGGUCCAGAUGAUUUGACAUUAAUUAGAACCUCCUGAGGAACAACAGGUGGAACCUCUUUCAUUCAAACAUCUAAAACUUCUAAAGCUCUGUGGUGUCAUGAUGCCAACAUCUGCAGAGAUCUCUAAGGCCUUCAGAGAAGAAAUGUCAGAUGCUCGAGUCAAGAAAGUUUUUUAAAAUAACUCUUUGAAAUAAAAUCAUCCACAAUUUUGUCUUGGACUGACCACCUGAAAGCAGUUUGAGAUGCAAAAAGAAAUCUCCAAGAAGCCCAGAGCUUUACACAGGGUCUGCAGGUAACCUUCAAACAGUGGAGUUUUUACAAUCAGUAGUGAUGUGAUCUGGGUGGGAGGAGGUCUGGAAAAAGCUUCUGCCGUCAAAAAUGAACAUUAGAGUCAAACUAGUUCACCAGUGAAACUUCAGGCAAAGAGCCGACCUUCAGGAAUAAUGCCCUCCAGACACAGAUAACUCAAAGAUACGUAGAUGUUUGGACUCAGGAACAGCAAACGUGUUCCAUGCAGAGUUUCAGGAGGAGAAUCUUGUAUUAACCGUGAAGCAUGAAGGUGGAGUUGGUCUGAAGUAGCAGGUCUGAUUUAAUGAACUGUGCAGCUUGGAGGAAACAUGAGGCCACCUGAAGCUGAAGUUCAUCCUAAACACACCAGAGGAUCCACCAAAAACAAGAAAUGUAAAGUUAUGGACUGAACAUGCCCCAUUAAAUGCUGGAGGAGGGUUUGAAACAGGAGGAAGUAUGCAAGAAAACCCUGAAACAUCUAGAACUAAAAAGAAUUUCACAAAGACUGUUGGAAAUGAUGCAAAAGCCCUCCAAGAAGUUAUUUCUGCUUCAGCUUCUGAUUGUUCUUACUUUCACAGUAGAAAAUCACAUCUAUGGAUGUUUUUAUUCAGUGAAUGAUGGCUAAAGUUCAUUUUCCUCAUGGUUUGAGUAUCUCUGCUUCGUCUGUCUGCACAGUUCCACAGAUGAUCAAAUGUUUGCUUUUUUAAACACGCCUAAAAACUCAACACACUUUUCCACCAUUCGUAAACAGUUCUUCAGCAGGAGGAAGUUCUCCCAACAUGCUGUUUAGGUUCAUCUUUUUUGUUAAUAAAGGAAAAGGUCUGAACCCCAAAACAAACCCGGCAGGUUUAAACGGUUCUCUUCAAAAUAAAAAUCACCAGAAUGACAUUUAUCAGAGCCACAAAGUGUAAAAACAGGAGAAAAGAUCAGAUUUUCAGCUUUGUGGCCUGGUGGUGAUGAGACAAUCUGUCUGGAAAAUGAACCAAGUCUCAGCUUCAUAGAAAUCCAUUUAUUUAGCAUGUUUCUUUUUAAAUGAGCCGUUUGCACCAGAUUCUGAAAAGGAUUCUAAAUCUGUGCUCUCAGAUGUAAACUGUGAAUCCAUUAGUGGCUCAGUCUGGUGGAAUAAACUCGGUUGGACUACAGGGAUGAACUGCAGGCAGUGUUCACAGGCAGACGGCAGGAGAUAUGGAACCAAAUUCAAAUGUAAGCAAACAUCUGCGGUACGAAGAGCUUUGUUUCCAUUAUUAGGAACAUCUGUGGGAAGCUGAGGGAAAAUUUUGUACAUGUCGAUUCCAUUUUUAAAAUGUUUUCUCGUUAUUUUUUUGUUGAAAUUUAAAUGUAGUUUUUCCUUUUCUUAUGAUAGGCUGUGUUAUAAUUGUGGAUAUUUCUGAGUUCUCUCUACUCGCUCUGAUAGUUCUGCUUCAUUAGAGGUUCAGGAUUUUAUUUUCCAUUUAUGUUUGAGAUCAAACUGCUGUAAUUCUGUUUUGCUGUGUUUGCUUACAGACGUAAUCAGAUGGAAACGUAACAUCCAAUGUGAAUGUUCAGUCUAAAAGUCACGUUAGAUUAAAAAAUAUAGACCUGUAAAGCACAAGUUUAAAGAGCAUGAAGGUUUGCUUCUCAUUCUGACCACUUGAUGGCGCCCGUUCUGCAGAGAUCAGUGAGAACCUACAGAGUAAAUCAGGUAGAAUCCAGAGAUCAGUGAGAACCUACAGAGUAAA